Erigeron canadensis is the source of this 1607-nucleotide messenger RNA. Its product is annotated as amino acid permease 6-like. Lineage: Eukaryota; Viridiplantae; Streptophyta; Magnoliopsida; Asterales; Asteraceae. The coding region runs from base 58 to 1509 and encodes 483 amino acids. Gene Ontology annotation, cellular component: plasma membrane. The transcript has 7 exons. The record is from RefSeq and is a predicted model, not a curated record.
CCUUCACUUAUUUUAAAACCAUUUCCCAACUUCAAAAAGAUCACACCACACAAAGCCAUGGACAAUAACAUCCAUAACACCACCCCAUCAACAAUCCAUAUUACCAACGACCCAACUCAAAAGAACCUCGAUGACGAUGGUCGUGAAAAACGGACUGGGACUUGGGUGACCGCAAGCGCACACAUUAUCACUGCUGUUAUCGGGUCUGGAGUGUUGUCGCUUGCAUGGGCAAUUGCGCAAUUGGGUUGGAUCGCUGGUCCUGCUGUUUUAAUGACCUUCUCUUUCAUUACUUACUUCACCUCCACCUUACUAGCUGAUGCAUAUCGUGCACCCGACCCUGUGACCGGAAAGCGUAACUAUACGUAUAUGGAUGUUGUACAAGCCAGUCUAGGUACAAAAAUAAAAGGUGGAAAAAAGGUUCAAUUAUGUGGGAUAGCUCAGUAUGUGAAUCUUGUUGGAGUUACCAUUGGAUACACAAUCACUGCUUCUAUAAGCAUAGUGGCUGUGAAGAGAUCAAAUUGUUUCCAUGACAAUGGACAUGAUGCUCAUUGUAAACCGUCGAAUUAUCCCUACAUGAUUUUGUUUGCCCUAAUUCAAAUCGUGUUGAGUCAGAUACCUAAUUUUCAUAAGCUAUCAUGGCUAUCAAUAUUAGCCGCAGUGAUGUCUUUCGCUUACUCUCUCAUUGGACUCGGCCUCUCCAUUGCUAAAGUCGCUGGAGGGGUUCAUGUGAGGACAACAUUAACUGGCACGGAAGUGGGACCAGAUUUAACAGGUAUGGAGAAGGUGUGGCGAACGUUUCAAGCCAUUGGAGACAUUGCUUUCGCUUAUGCUUAUUCAACCGUUUUAAUCGAAAUUCAGGAUACUUUGAAAUCAUAUCCACCAGAAAAUAAGAUGAUGAAAAGAGCAUCACUUGUUGGGGUUUCAACAACUACUCUAUUUUACAUGCUUUGUGGGUGCCUCGGUUACGCCGCGUUUGGUAAUGAUGCACCAGGAAACUUCUUGACCGGAUUCGGUUUCUAUGAACCAUUUUGGCUUAUCGACUUUGCAAAUAUUUGCAUUGCGGUUCACCUUAUUGGAGCAUACCAGGUGUUUUGCCAACCUAUAUUUGGAUUUGUUGAGAAGAAAUGUAGAAAACGAUGGCCAGAGAGUAACUUCAUCAACUAUGAGCAUGCUAUUAAUGUGCCAUUCUGUGGAGAGUUACACUUUAACAUGUUUAGGUUGGUGUGGAGAACGGCGUAUGUAACCGUGACUGCAUUGAUAGCCAUGAUUUUCCCCUUUUUCAAUAGCUUUUUAGGGCUGAUUGGGGCGGGAUCGUUUUACCCACUGACAGUUUAUUUUCCCAUAGAGAUGUACAUCGCCAGGGCUAAAAUACCAAAGUUUUCUUUCACUUGGGUGUGGUUAAAAAUCCUCAGCUGGACUUGUUUGGUGGUUUCGUUGGUUGCGGCUGCUGGAUCUAUUCAGGGACUAAUCUCCGAUCUCAAGGAAUAUCAACCAUUCAAGACAGAAUAGAUGUCCUAAUAUGAGAUAGUAGUAUAUUACCUAGUUUUUUUUAUGCAGUUUGUAUACCUUGCUUGGUACAAAUGACUAGUAGUGUGUGUUUAUGUUUU